AGAGGCCUUCGAUAUUUAAACUCGUCAAAUACAACAGCGGUAUCACCCAACACAUCCGCUAGCGGGGCUAUCGAUCUCCACGCACAUCACAUCACUACAUCAUCACCCUCUACCAAUUCGACCAGCUCGUUCGCACAUCUACCACAAUGGAGCAACAACUGCAACAGGAUCUGCCUUUCCGCGCAGCACAGCAGGCACAGGAACAGCAACAAUUGUCACCACAACUCCCGCCCUCGCCCACGCGCUCCUCGACCGGCAGCAGCACCCGCUCGCGCAAGUCGACGCUAACCCUUGACCUCGCCAACCUCCCCCCGCUGAUCAAGCCAACACCGCCUUGCAACACGCUGAUCUUCACCAACCUCCAAUCGCGCGACAUUUUCGCUCCGGACAACCUUCAACAGAUCCGUGACCUGAUCGAGCAAAAAGCCCGCAUCCAUGCCUUUUCCCCGCUGAAGUCCCUCAGCCGCAUCAUCGUUUCCUUCUACAAUGACGAGGACGCUAUCGCAGUGCGCCAGAUUUGGGACGGCGAGGCCAUUAUGGGCGACCGCUGCCGUGUGUACUUUGGCCAGCCAACACCGCUCACGACACAACCCCACAAGCUUGCGUUGCCCGACGCCGGCAAGCUCUUCUUCAUCUCGCCCCCGCCGAGCCCGCCGCACGGAUGGGAGCAGACGAUGGAGGACGCGCCCAACAAGAUGGUGCACGCCGACGAUCUCGCCGACGCUCUGGCCCGGCUGAGGCACCACAACAACCCCAACGGCUCCGACGCCGCGGGCAAUGUGGUGAUGGGAUCGCCCGUGUCGCCGGUCGAGAGCGGCAGCAGGGGCCCUCAGCGGAGCCGCAGCUCUACCCUGGUCUUCCAGCCGAACCCGGAGAUGGGUGCGAGCCCGGACCUUCCGUGUGUUAUUAUUCAUGACAUGACGGACGAGCCCGAGGAGAUGAGCCCGAUCGCGCCGCCGGCGAACAGGCCGAUCAUGGCAAAUACCACCCGGCCGCCGGUCGAGUUGAUGCAUGAUGCUUAAACAUCGGAUAGGGAACACGGUUGCAUUCUUUCUCGGUUCUAUUCUUGUUUUAUUUCUCAUCAUUCGGUUUCCUUUCGGUUGUGCCUGGCUAUUGCCAUGGUUGGGUAUCAUAAGACAUUGGGCUUGGGGUUCGGAGAACAGAUGGCUGGCGUUGGGGUCUCAUGGUGUGUGCGACGGGAGGCAUUGUCGCAGACUAGUGUUGCUGUAUUUGUCGGGCAGUUUCGGAGUCACGCGGUCAAAAAACAUUGUCAUGGUGCAUUGUACAACGGGUUGGGGCAGAUUAGGUAGCUCGAUUUGCUUUUCGCAAUAAAAGAGUUGCAGCACACCUUCACCUA
Molecule: messenger RNA, 1357 nt
Organism: Chaetomium fimeti
Lineage: Eukaryota; Fungi; Ascomycota; Sordariomycetes; Sordariales; Chaetomiaceae
Product: Calcipressin-domain-containing protein
Exons: 1
Coding region: 147-1022 (291 amino acids)
Biological process (GO): calcium-mediated signaling
Cellular component (GO): nucleus; cytoplasm
Molecular function (GO): calcium-dependent protein serine/threonine phosphatase regulator activity; nucleic acid binding
Source: RefSeq, a predicted model, not a curated record